Messenger RNA from Penicillium soppii, 735 nucleotides. RefSeq names its product bZIP transcription factor JlbA/IDI-4. Gene Ontology annotation, molecular function: RNA polymerase II transcription regulatory region sequence-specific DNA binding; DNA-binding transcription activator activity, RNA polymerase II-specific. Gene Ontology annotation, cellular component: nucleus. The record is from RefSeq and is a predicted model, not a curated record. Bases 1 to 735 code for a protein of 244 amino acids. Gene Ontology annotation, biological process: regulation of transcription by RNA polymerase II. The transcript is spliced from 3 exons. NCBI's taxonomy places the organism in Eukaryota, Fungi, Ascomycota, Eurotiomycetes, Eurotiales, Aspergillaceae.
AUGAGUCAUAAUGAGUCGUGGAAGGCCAAAGUACGGACCACCAAUCAGAAGAAGCUUACUGAACGCCUUCAAGGGCCUGCUGAUUAUUCGCAAUGGUCGAAUAUUCACUACGAUAACCACUUCUCGUCCCUGGUACCGCAGUUGGAAGGCUUUCCUUCGGCUGUGCCAGUUUGUCAAUCCUUCGAUACCCUCACGCAUGAGUCGGCACUCUGGGCAGAACCUGAUCUGUCCUUUGUGGACACCGACUGGAAUUUCCUAUCUGUCGAUCAUUCUACGCCGUAUCCUUCCGCUUUUGACGAUGUCCCGGUUGUGGACAUUGGGUACGGCACCGCCUCCGCUUUCAAUUCUCUUUCGGAUUCGGCAUCGAUCGAACACCAGCAAUUUAUAUCCGCGUCUCUGGCUUCUAGUUCGGCCAAUUCACAAGAUGGCCACUCGCAACCUUCCCCUGUUUCACAAUUCCCUGCUCCCGUCUCGACUUCUUUGUCAAGCCCCUCCACCUCUCAGGGUGAUGAUGCUCUAGGUCGUGUCGAUUCAUCGCGUGUAGAAAAGCGCAAGCUCAACACACUCGCGGCGCGGAGAUGUCGGCAGAGACGUGCUGAUAGGAUGAAGGAUCUGGAGGCUGAAUUGGAGAAGGUCCGAAAGGAAAGAGAUGAAUGGAGACUUCGAUGUUCAAAGCUUGAAGGUGAAACGGAUGCUUUGAAGGGUCUCCUCUCUCGCAAGAACAAGGAUAUAUAG